GCUGCGCUUCCGGGUCGGCGGGGAGGGCUGCUGCUGUCGCCAGGACCGGCACCCAGACCGAGCCCGAGCCCGAGGCUUCGCCACCGCCGCCAUGAACCGUUUCUUCGGCAAAGCGAAGCCGAAGGCGCCCCCGCCCAGCCUCACCGACUGCAUCGGCACGGUGGACAGCAGAGCUGAGUCAAUUGACAAAAAAAUUGCUAGGCUUGAUGCGGAACUGGUGAAGUAUAAGGACCAAAUGAAGAAGAUGAGAGAGGGGCCUGCAAAGAAUACAGUAAAGCAGAAAGCAUUGAGGGUGUUAAAGCAGAAGCGAAUGUAUGAACAACAGAGGGAUAAUCUAUCACAACAGUCUUUCAAUAUGGAACAAGCUAAUUACACUAUUCAGGCACUGAAGGACACAAAGACAACGGUUGAUGCGAUGAAACUGGGGGUGAAAGAAAUGAAGAAAGCUUACAAGCAAGUCAAAAUUGAUCAAAUUGAGGACAUACAAGAUCAGUUAGAGGAUAUGAUGGAAGAAGCCAAUGAAGUCCAGGAGGCACUGAGUCGUAGCUACGGGACACCAGAGAUUGAUGAAGAUGACUUGGAAGCAGAACUGGAUGCGUUAGGUGAUGAGCUUUUAGCUGAUGAAGACAAUUCCUACUUGGAUGAAGCUGCAUCAGCUCCAGCAAUCCCAGAUGUCACUCCUACAGACACAAAAAACAAAGAUGGUGUACUGGUGGAUGAAUUUGGGCUGCCAAAGAUCCCCGCAACAUAAAUGUUUCAGAAGCACGGUGGAUAUCAUGAACUGUACUUUACAAGUCAAAUUCAGAUUAUUUUUUUUUUUUUAAUUCUGGAGAAGUUGUCCUUCCAGUGUAACCUAAAUAUCACUACAUCCUAGAAGGCAAUAUGACUGGUGGUGUUCUUUCCUUGAAGAAAGCUGUUCUGCUACUGACUUUUCUAUUAAUGGAAAAUUUGGCACAAUUGCCUUCAGUGGAAGCAGUCAGUCCUAACAGGUGUUGAUUUCUGUGUCUUAUGGACAAAGUAAUAUGUGAGAGUAGUGGUGCCUGUUGAUAGCUGAGGUUUACUUUGACUCUUAUUUUAUGUUCCUCUUUCUUGAAACUAAGACUGUACGUUGCUGCUUACUCUCUGUAAAAUAGCUCCCUUAUUAAUAUGCCUAUUUGAUUAAAAAUUGAAAGCAAUUUUUAAACUACUGCAAUCUUGACACUUUUAUGCUGUUGUAACCUUCUUGAAAGCUGUAACAAAUAGGGUUAUCGUUAACUGGAUGUAUUCUAUGGAGACAUAAAAUCAUGUAGAUUAGCAGA
Molecule: messenger RNA, 1298 nt
Organism: Colius striatus (speckled mousebird)
Lineage: Eukaryota; Metazoa; Chordata; Aves; Coliiformes; Coliidae
Gene: CHMP5
Product: charged multivesicular body protein 5
Exons: 8
Coding region: 92-751 (219 amino acids)
Biological process (GO): vesicle budding from membrane; late endosome to vacuole transport via multivesicular body sorting pathway
Cellular component (GO): multivesicular body
Source: RefSeq, a predicted model, not a curated record